Tripterygium wilfordii is the source of this 1326-nucleotide messenger RNA. RefSeq names its product transcription factor bHLH68-like. The record is from RefSeq and is a predicted model, not a curated record. Gene Ontology annotation, molecular function: DNA-binding transcription factor activity, RNA polymerase II-specific; RNA polymerase II cis-regulatory region sequence-specific DNA binding; protein dimerization activity. Gene Ontology annotation, cellular component: nucleus. Gene Ontology annotation, biological process: regulation of transcription by RNA polymerase II. Lineage: Eukaryota; Viridiplantae; Streptophyta; Magnoliopsida; Celastrales; Celastraceae. The coding region runs from base 239 to 1126 and encodes 295 amino acids. The transcript has 7 exons.
AGCUCCUCCAACACCACACCCUCUAUACAAAUUCUUAGAGGACAACAGACUGAAGUUUCUGCUGAAUCAAGCUCUCUUCUCUGAGGGAAAAAAAAAAGCAAUCAAGAAGUUCAAAAAAAAGAGCAAGGCCUUGUUGAGAAAGCAUGACAAAUUGAAGAGAGAGUGAAAAAUAAUAGAGGAAAAAAAAUUGUUCUCUCUUAAUUUUGUUUGUGGUGUUCCUCAUGAAUUGCAAAAGCAAAUGAUGGCUGGAAACCCUAGUUGGUGGAGCAUGUAUCCUCCUCAAUAUGUUGUUGGAUCAGCAACUUCACUCCCUUUGAAUUUUUUGGCUGAUAACCAAGACCCUCCUCAUCAGUCAUGGAGCCAACUACUACUGGGAGGAUUGUUGGGCCGUGGCGGCGAAGAAAGAUUUGGUCUGAGUCAUUUUGAGCCAAAAAGGUUGGAGAAUUGUGAAGAACAAAUCUUGAAUUAUCAUCCAUCUUCAAGGGUGGUUCCUGUUGAUCAUGGUCAUGUAAAACAGGAGAUUUCCCAAAAUAGUAACUUUUACAGUCAUGGAGAUGAAGAAUUUCAAGCAACUAGACCUGCAGCUUGGUCACAACAACUCAUGCCAGUAGUCUCUUCUCCUAUAUCAUGUGUUACAAGUUUGGGUAGUACUACUAAUAAUAAUAUCUUGGAUUUCUCUUAUAACAAGGCAAACAGGCAACCUGCAGCAGAUCAGUCAUAUGAGCAGUGUAAUCGCUCAACAACUGGUGGGGUGUGCAAGAAAGCUAGGGUUCAUGCCUCUUCAAGCCAACCUCCUCUAAAGGUGAGGAAGGAGAAAUUAGGAGAUAGAAUAACAGCUCUUCACCAGCUUGUUUCCCCAUUUGGAAAGACUGACACUGCUUCUGUCCUGUUAGAAGCUAUUGGUUAUGUUAGAUUCCUUGAGGGUCAAAUUGAGGCCCUUAGCUCCCCUUACUUGGGCACUGCAUCAUCUUCCAACAUCAGGAACCAACAUUUUGAUGGUAGUGAAGAUGAACCAAGAGACCUAAGGAGUAGAGGGUUAUGCCUGGUUCCUGUGUCUUUCACUCAGCAUGUUGGGACUGAAAAUGGUGCCGAUUGUUGGGCUCCGGCCACCGGCGGAGGGUUUUGAUUGGACGGACAUGACUCACCGGAACUUACAUGGAAUGAUGAUGCUAUAUAAGCAGUCACUCUGCUGUAACUUAUAAGGUUGAUUGCUCACGAUGCAAUGUAUUCUCUGUAUUAGAAGUGGAAGUGGAAGCAGUUUUCGUUCUUGUACUUUUUAAUGUAUUACAAGUCAACAUGACUAGCUAGGACUCAGAAAUUUUGUCA